AUGGAUUUUCACAAAACGUGUGUGGUAGUUGGUCUGUUGGCCAUGGCACACGCUGCUUACUCAGCUGCACAACACAGAUCCUAUCUGAGAUUAACAGAACAGGAAUUCACGAAACUUCCAAUAGAUAUUAUAAUCCAGUGUUUUGUUGGUCUGUUUCUGACAUGUUAUGGAGUUGUACAUAUAUCAGGGAAUUUCAGAGAAAUACGGGCAAGCUCAGAGCAAGAUAGCAAAACUUGGGAUAUGGUGAGUAAUAGACAGUCAUUUUACUGUUUUAAUCACCGUGGAAAAGCCAUGUUUCCACGAAGGGAUGCCAAUUCUAAUGGAUAACGCGAACACAGAUUGGACAUUAGCCAGCUACUGUAUGAGGAUUUAUCAAGGAAGGAACUGAUAGACUUUUGACAUCAAAUUUUCAUUUUAAAAUAUGGUUCAUGUAUUGGUCCCAACAGUUUGUAAACUGAAGUGAUAUAUCUUAAUAUAAUUGAAACCAUUGCAGUUGUUGGUGUCGAUUACUCAGAAAACAGCUGUUUUAUGUAACGGGUUAUGAUAAGAUUUGUAUGAAGCAUGUAAUAAGUCUUGAAUGUUUGAGUAUAACCCUAAACAUUUUGACCUCCCAACCCUACCCAUGAAACAAACAAAAAAAGAAAAAAUAAUCCCCACAAAAUGAAAAAAAAUAAACAAAGUAAGAAAUAAAAAAAAAAAGAAGCUCACUCGAGCAUUUCUAAUUUAUACACAGAAGAUGGUAGAUAUUUAUUUGUAUUUAUGAUUUAUGUUUUUAGUCUCUGGCAAGCUAAAAGUGAGCAUGUAACUUUAUCAUCAUGGGUUGUUAGGCCUAAGAAUAUUGAAUGAAAUCGUGAGCAAGGAUUGGUGCUUGUAGUUAUGGACAUAUAUGUAUAUAUUAUGCAGUAUGUAUGGGUAUAUUCACGUACAAAGUAAUUAAAGUAGUUUGGGAAAGUAAUAUAUAUUAAGCAGUAUGUGUGUAUUAUAAGUAUGUAUGAUGACUGUUUUGAUUAAAAUCAUUUUAAGGUAAUCCUUAUCUAUUCCACUUGAUAUUUUUCUGUUUUGUGCUUUUAGUCCACCAUUAUCCAUUGUCGAUGGUUGGCUAUUCAAAUGGCCCUAUUGUAUGUCUGUGCUUCAUCAUUCAUCCUUCUCUCCAUUAACAACUCUUGCUAUCAAUAAAUUUUUCAGAAGUAAUGAAUGAAUCUUAGUUUGAGUGUAUGCCUAUAUAACCUUGUGUCAAAGACCGGAGGUGCCUAGUUCUACAAUCUUUACCCAUGGUGGUUUGUGUUUCUCAGGAGGCUUACAAACUGAUCAGUCUGUGCUGACAGGGUUUGCGAUUGGCCUCCUGUAUUUUGUUCAGUGAGGUAGCCACCAGCUACUGACCCUGGGUGUUCAGGGCAAUAAACCAAACAAACCAUGCACCAAUAUAAAAAGGGGAGGGAGAUGUAGGGGACUGAUAGGCAUCCAUCCUGGAUUUCUUGAGAAGUGCUGGAUGUACCUUUAAUUUUCACAUUAUUCAUUAGUUGUGCACUAGUGUUUUUGGGACUGGUAAGAAAAGAACAAAAUGAUAACAGGUGGUCAUCUUGGAUUUUGACAAUAAAAGAUUGUUAUUGCUCUUUCAUUGGAAGUUCCUAUUUGUGCCCUUUUGCUUUUGGGACUGACCAGAUAAAAAAAAAUUACCAACCGGUGGCCAUCUUGGAUUUGGCUGUUGGAAAUUAUUAUCACUACUUCUUCAGAGGAAUUUUUGAAUAAUGAAGAGCAAAAAGCAAAGAAUUAAACACUGAAAUGAACACUGAAAUGAAGCAAUAGUGGGUGCCAUCUUUUGUUUCAAUAUAAGGUAAUUAGAUUUACACUAUAAAUAAUUAAUAUUGAGCAUUCCCAUUCAAGAUAUCUUUCAGUAUUGACAAAACAUAAAAGAUAUGCCUUUCAAUAUUGGCCAAACAAAUGAGAGAUAUCUUUCAGUAAUGGCCAAAGAUAAGAGAGAUAUCUGUUAGUAAUGGACAAUCACAAUGCAGAUAUAUUUCAGUGUUUUGCUGUGUUCAGAGCCAGAUUACAUGAAAGAAAUGUGUGCUUUUUGGGACAUCUUUAGUAAACAAGUGUAACUUACCAGGACAUCUACCGCAUUGUUCAAUAGUACUGUUGUUACUUUUUUGUUGUUCUAUUCAAAAAGAAUGUAAUAAAAAUGCUAGGUUUUUAGUUGAAAAUUAUUACUAAAGAUAUUUGACACUAGUAACUACAGGUGUUCUGACUUGCAUCUGAAAUAUUAAUGGUAUUGGACACAGCCAUGAAACAAUAUCUCUUGUCCAACAUUAUAGAACAGUUGACUGUGGAUUUUUUAUGAAAAGGCAUGAAAUAUUGUACAUUUGAGUAAAAUUGUGUGCAUGAAGUGAAUUGGUCCAUGUUUG
This is a messenger RNA of Ylistrum balloti, 2402 nucleotides long. Its product is annotated as ER membrane protein complex subunit 5-like. The record is from RefSeq and is a predicted model, not a curated record. Gene Ontology annotation, cellular component: EMC complex; plasma membrane; early endosome. NCBI's taxonomy places the organism in Eukaryota, Metazoa, Mollusca, Bivalvia, Pectinida, Pectinidae. The coding region runs from base 1 to 327 and encodes 108 amino acids. The transcript has 4 exons.